AUGCCCCUUCGCAGCAUCGUUGUGCAGAAGCCGCUUCUUCAGACGAAGUGCAGCUUGGGCGAAGGUCCGCUAUAUGAUCCAAGCACCUUGACGUUACACUUCAUUGACAUCGAACAGAACAAACAUGACAAGCUCUACCACUACCACGUCUUGUCGGAGGAGCUUUCAGUCGAACAUUUUGAAGAACCGAUAACCUGUCUAGCUCUCAGACGAGGUGGCAAAGGGCUGGCAUGUGCAGCGCGUAAUGGGUUCGCCCUUAUCGAGGACGGCUCGAAACUCAGAUACUUGAGCCAGCCAAUCCCUGAGAGCUUCCAGCCAUACACCCGGUUCAACGACGGCGCCUGUGACCAGCAGGGACGUUUCGUUGCGGGAACGUUGUAUAAUCCGGAGCGUGGCGUACCGGGUCAGCUCUACAUCUACGACCCCGCACGCGGUGUGUGUGAUGUGCUCGAGCCCGGGCCGUUCACGGACAGCAACGGUCUGGGCUGGACCAACGAGGGCAAAACCAUGCUGUUCACCGAUUCGUUCAAGAACAAGAUAUACGCGUAUGAUUAUGAAGACGGGAAGGUCGCGGGCAAGCGCGAUUUUGUCGACGCCCUAUCACAAGGCCUUCCCGAGGGAACAUACCCUGAUGGUCUCUGCAUCGAUAAGGACGGAGGGGUGUGGUCGGCUCGCUGGGGCGGGUCCAGAGUUAUCAGGUACACCAAGGAAGGGCAGAUGGAUCUCGAAGUCUUCUUCCCUACGGCAUUGAACGUAACGGCGUGCGCAUUCGGCGGUCCGAAGAACGACCAGCUUUACGUGACCACGGCGCAUUGUGGGGCGUGCGGUGGCGACGCGAGCCGACAGUCGUCCUUCCCAGACUCUGGCAACGUGUUCGUCGUCGACCUAUCGGGUCAAUUCGCCGGUGGUGAAUGGAGGUUCGAAUUUGCGGGCUAG
Dichomitus squalens LYAD-421 SS1 is the source of this 936-nucleotide messenger RNA. RefSeq lists its product as uncharacterized. Bases 1 to 936 code for a protein of 311 amino acids. Lineage: Eukaryota; Fungi; Basidiomycota; Agaricomycetes; Polyporales; Polyporaceae. The record is from RefSeq and is a predicted model, not a curated record. Gene Ontology annotation, biological process: L-ascorbic acid biosynthetic process. The transcript has 8 exons. Gene Ontology annotation, molecular function: calcium ion binding; gluconolactonase activity.